CUGUCCAUUUCUCUUUCUCUUCUGGUAUCCUCUCCUAAUUUAUGACACUCCAGUGUCAUUUAAGGGGUUAUUUUUAGGCUGUGUAUAGUGGCUGCAUGCCUGUAUUCUCAGAACUCUGGAAGAGGUUGAAGGACCUACCUACCACGUGAGACCAGCCCGUGCUGUAUAGUGAGUGGCAGGCCAUAUUCUUUGUAGAUUUAUUUUUAAUUAUGGGUCUGUGUGUGCACAUGAAAGCCUUAUGGGUGUAGAUGUCUUGGAGUUAGAGUUACAGGUGGUUGUGGCCUGCCCCACAUUGGUGCUGGGAAGCAAACCCCAGGAUCUCUGCAAGAACAGUGUCAACUACUGAGCCAUCUCUCCAGCCCCCUUUCUUGACCAAAAGAGAUACCCAGGCUGGCAAUCUUGUUUCAUCUCAGCCUCCCAAGUGUUGGGAAUGUGGGUGUUAUUUUCUUGAUCCCACUAUGAUAACAGAACUGUCUUUGUUUUCCCACUGUGCAGACUUGAGGAGCCACAGCGCACUAUCCUUUGGUUCUCCAUCAUUUUCAUGCUUGAGGCUGACUGCAUUCUGGGGGCUCCGCCUUACCCCCUUUCCCUACUCUUUGCUCCUGACUUGCUCUUCCCCCCUCUUCCUUUCAAAAUGUUAAUCUUUCCAAGCAGUCUGGGAUCUGGAAGAUGACUCCCGAUUUGAAUUUUUCUACGGAGCUUGAGUUCUGAAGGAUGGAGAACAUACAAAAAGGAAUUUGUCAUCCUUUCCCAUUUGAAAUGAUGGAAGAACUGCAUAGCCUGGACCCACGAAGGCAGGAGUUACUGGAGGCCAGGUUCACUGGCGUUGGCGUAAGCAAGGGGCCACUCAACAGUGAGUCUUCCAACCAGAGUUUGUGCAGCGUGGGGUCCUUGAGUGAUAAAGAAGUAGAGACUCCUGAGAAAAAGCAGAGUGACCAGCGCAAUCGGAAAAGAAAAGCCGAACCGUACGAAACUAGCCAAGGGAAAGGCACUCCUAGGGGACAUAAAAUUAGUGAUUACUUUGAGUUUGCUGGGGGAAGCGGGCCAGGAACCAGCCCUGGCAGAAGUGUUCCACCAGUUGCACGAUCCUCACCGCAACAUUCCUUAUCCAAUCCCUUACCGCGUCGAGUAGAACAGCCUCUAUAUGGGUUAGAUGGAAGUGCUGCAAAGGAGGCCUCAGAAGAGCAGUCAGCUCUGCCAACCCUCAUGUCAGUGAUGUUAGCAAAACCUCGCCUGGACACGGAGCAGUUGGCGCCACGGGGAGCUGGCCUCUGCUUCACUUUUGUCUCUGCUCAGCAAAACAGCCCUUCUUCUACGGGUUCUGGCAAUACAGAACAUUCUUGCAGCUCCCAAAAACAGAUCUCCAUCCAGCACAGACAGACCCAGUCUGACCUCACAAUAGAAAAAAUAUCUGCACUAGAAAACAAUAAGAACUCUGACUUAGAGAAGAAGGAAGGAAGAAUAGAUGAUUUAUUAAGAGCCAACUGUGAUUUGAGGCGACAGAUAGAUGAACAGCAAAAGAUGCUAGAAAAAUACAAGGAACGAUUAAAUAGAUGUGUCACCAUGAGCAAGAAGCUCCUUAUAGAAAAGUCAAAACAAGAGAAGAUGGCGUGCCGAGAUAAGAGCAUGCAGGACCGAUUGCGGUUAGGCCACUUUACCACUGUGCGGCACGGAGCCUCUUUUACUGAGCAGUGGACAGACGGUUAUGCUUUCCAAAACCUCAUCAAGCAACAGGAAAGGAUAAAUGCACAGAGAGAAGAGAUCGAAAGGCAACGGAAAAUGUUAGCAAAGCGGAAACCCCCUGCCAUGGGUCAGGCCCCUCCCGCAACCAAUGAGCAGAAACAACGGAAAAGCAAAACUAAUGGAGCUGAAAAUGAAACGUUAACCUUAGCUGAAUACCAUGAACAAGAGGAAAUCUUCAAACUUAGAUUAGGUCAUCUUAAGAAAGAGGAAGCAGAAAUCCAGGCAGAGCUGGAAAGGCUAGAAAGGGUUAGGAAUCUACAUAUCAGGGAAUUAAAAAGGAUACACAAUGAAGAUAAUUCGCAGUUUAAAGACCAUCCAACACUAAAUGACAGAUACUUGCUGUUACAUCUUUUGGGUAGAGGAGGUUUCAGUGAAGUUUACAAGGCAUUUGAUCUAACGGAGCAAAGAUAUGUAGCUGUGAAAAUUCACCAGUUAAAUAAAAACUGGAGAGAUGAGAAAAAGGAGAAUUACCACAAGCAUGCGUGUAGGGAAUACCGAAUUCACAAAGAACUGGAUCAUCCCCGGAUAGUGAAGCUGUAUGAUUACUUUUCACUGGACACUGACUCGUUUUGUACAGUAUUAGAAUACUGUGAAGGAAAUGACCUGGACUUCUACCUAAAACAGCACAAAUUAAUGUCGGAGAAAGAAGCCCGAUCCAUUAUUAUGCAGAUUGUGAAUGCUUUAAAGUACUUAAAUGAAAUAAAACCUCCCAUCAUACACUAUGACCUCAAACCAGGUAAUAUCCUUUUAGUAAAUGGUACAGCAUGUGGAGAGAUAAAAAUUACAGAUUUUGGUCUUUCCAAGAUCAUGGAUGAUGAUAGCUACAAUUCAGUGGAUGGCAUGGAGCUCACGUCACAGGGUGCUGGUACUUACUGGUAUUUACCACCAGAGUGUUUUGUGGUUGGGAAAGAGCCACCAAAGAUCUCAAAUAAAGUUGAUGUCUGGUCAGUGGGUGUGAUCUUCUACCAGUGUCUUUAUGGGAGGAAGCCUUUUGGCCAUAACCAGUCCCAGCAAGAUAUUCUACAAGAGAAUACUAUUCUUAAAGCUACUGAAGUACAGUUCCCGCCAAAGCCAGUAGUAACGCCUGAAGCUAAGGCAUUUAUCAGGCGAUGUUUGGCCUAUCGAAAGGAAGACCGUAUUGAUGUGCAGCAGCUGGCCUGUGACCCCUACUUGUUGCCUCACAUCCGAAAGUCAGUCUCUACAAGUAGUCCUGCAGGAGCUGCUAUUGCAUCAACCUCUGGGGCAUCCAAUAACAGUUCUUCGAAUUGAGACCAACUCCCAAGGCCACAAACUGUUCAGCACAUAAAGUGGACACAUGGCAUUCAGCAGUGGGUUUGGAACAUAGUGAAUCCGAAUGGAUCUCAUGAAACCUGUACCAGGUGCUUUUAUUUUCUUGCUUUUUUUCCCAUCCAUAGAGCAUGACAGCAUCGAUUCUCAUUGAGGAGAAGUCUUGGGCAGCUCUGGCCAGGCCUCGUAGGAAAAGGCCCCGCCCGAGGUUCCAGCGUCAAGGUCACCAUGGGUGGCUGCUCUGAGUGAGGAAAAAAUUAAAAAGAAAAAAACUGGUUCCAUGUACUGUGAACUUGGAAACAUGCAGACUCAGGGGGUUCCCUGAUGCAGUGCUUCAGAUGAAGAAUGUGGACUUGAAAAUACAGACUGGGCUAGUCCAGUGUCUAUAUUUAAACUUGCUCUUUUCUUUUAAUAAAGUUUAGGUAACAUCUCCUGAAAAGCUGGUAGCACAAGGCUCGGCUGGGGAUGGUGUUUGACUUGGGAGGAAAAAGUUGCUACUGCCACUAAAGGCACUAGAGUUAGUGUGCUAGCCCCGGGGAAUCUCAGUCUCUGAAGACAUGCAGCUCCCUCGCCCUUUUUAUUUUUGAAAGAAUACAUUUGGUCCUAAAGUGAAACCCGUAUUAGCGAGUACGUGGCAAUGUUCAUUCCGGUCAGAUGCAGCUUUCUCCUCCAUCUGGUCUCCUGCUUAUGAAUGCUUCCCUCACCUCAGUAGGGAGAAACAGUGGGGGUUCUGAGAUGCGUGGGUUUUGCCAUUGGACAAAGAAUGAGGUUAGAAGACUGCAGUUUGGAGUCUUUCUAGGUUUUCAGAUAUUUCUUCACAAUUUGAACACUUGACGGUUGUCCCUUUUAAUUUAUUUGAAGUGCUAUUUUUUUAAAUAAAGGUUCAUCUGUCCAUGCA
Mastomys coucha (southern multimammate mouse) is the source of this 3928-nucleotide messenger RNA. RefSeq names its product tousled like kinase 2 (gene Tlk2). The record is from RefSeq and is a predicted model, not a curated record. Gene Ontology annotation, biological process: chromosome segregation; intracellular signal transduction; peptidyl-serine phosphorylation. The transcript is spliced from 22 exons. Gene Ontology annotation, cellular component: nucleus. Gene Ontology annotation, molecular function: ATP binding; protein serine/threonine kinase activity. Bases 715 to 3012 code for a protein of 765 amino acids. NCBI's taxonomy places the organism in Eukaryota, Metazoa, Chordata, Mammalia, Rodentia, Muridae.